GACUUUUAUUUUGGUGUAAUGUGAUAGGCUGUUGUUGUUGACCAUGUUUACAGUCAUAAGUCAAGAAUUGAACCGCGAAAUGUAGAAAUCUGUCUGCAUGAGUAAACAUGGCGCUGCAACUUCCCCCAGCUGGUUUAAAAACCAUAACCGGUUACAUUUUACCAGAGCGUCAGGUUGUCCAGUCAAACCAAGAUGAGGUUUCAGAAAGUGAAGAUGAAGAGGAAAUACAGCCUGAGUUUCUUGAUAUGAAGGAGAUGGACUCUGUCUCAUCGGGGGCAAACGUAUUUAAAUCUUCCGUGCCAACGUCAAAAGAAGUAUCAUUUAUGGCCGGUAAUAAGACGUACUGGGUUGAGGGCCGUUUUCUCCUCUGUGAUCCCUGGUGGGAGAUAACCUGCACAGUUCGCCAAGGCCAGCACAAAGCUUUUGUCAAAGGCUAUCCCUCCUACAGCCUCCGCACCGGUCUGAGAUCAGAGGGCCGGUCACUGGUGUCUCUUUUUCUUACAGCAUCUGGAGCACAACCUGACUUCGUUAACAUGUUCAUGAAUUGGUUGCCCAUUGACAGACAUGUGGAGCUUGUCGAAGUGCUGGAUGCCCUGCAGGAGUUUGAAGAUUCAUCACCUGAGAAUAAAGCUGUGGCUGAACAGCUCAAGUCUUACGUCAAUCGCUCAGUCGCUUGGACACACGUGAGAGUUGCCAGCUUGUACCCUCAAAUCAUGAAAUACUUACCAACAUUGCUUCCAGGCCAGUUUAUGGAUAUAAUCAACAAAGGAAGAAUGGAACACAUGCCGGAAACUUCUGAAAGAGAUGAUCCUACUGCACAAGAGCAGAACAAUACAAAUGUAUUAGCCAAACUUGAGGAGCUCAUUAAGACUGAUGUAUGGAAGUUGGGCUUCAACUAUAUCAUGUUUAAAGAAUUACAUCUGAUCCGGUGUGAAGCAAAAGUGGAGGCCUUCAAGGACUGUCAUUUGUUUUGGAGAAUCCCGGUGCUGCAGCGUAACGCCUUACUGUUAUAUGCGGAACUGAAAAGACAUUGCGGAGCAACUGGCAGCACGUACGCCAAACGCGAGAUGUUGGUGAAUAACAUAUUGGAUGAUACAGGAGUUAUGGGUGCCUGGGAAGCUUUGCAUUUCCUUGUGGAACAGGGGGUGCUGGUGAGGGAUGCUGAAAAGGUGGCACUUAGGAACCUCUUUAGCUAUGAGAAAGGCAUUGGCGAAUGCUUGAGGGGUCUGGUUGAGGGAGAACCCUGGAAGAUCCACUUGGAUGUACGGGAGGUUCUUCUCGAAGCACAGCUGGAUAGAUUAAGAGCGAAAGCUUGUAAAAAGCACAGUACGGCUCAUUUGAGGAAAUCUAAGGAUGAUGCAAAAAUAUCAAUCUCAUUAGCACAAAAUGACAUAGUUCAGGCUGGGUGUGAGCAGAUGCAUCUUGAUUUUGCACAGCCUGAAGCUUCAGGCAUAGACCACAAUGGAGGAACGCCAGCACGGCAUUGUGAUUCUCCUCAGUCCUAUGAAAUUACAAAUCUCACCAUUAAAGAGGAAAGUCUCACUUCAGACUCCGAUGACUCCACCUACUUGGAUAUUGAUCCGUCUAAUAUAGAGUUGGAUCCCGAUCAGUUGCGAGCAGCAGAAAUGAUGUGUGCCAACCCGGUAACCGUGAUCAGUGGGAAGGGAGGUUGUGGGAAAACCACAGUGGUCAGCCUAGUGUUCAAGGCGGCUAUGGAGCAACAGACAAGUGACAGGGAAGAGGUGCUGAAGGCCUGUGAGGUCUUUCAGAAUGACUCUCAAGGGUCCAGUAAUGGGCUGCUGUCAGACGAUCACGAGGAGAAAAAAGAUAAAGAGGCGAGUGACAGUGAUGAAAAGCCUGUGGAGGUUCUCCUCACUGCUCCUACAGGGAGAGCUGCUUCACUUCUUACUAAGAGAACUGGCUUUACUGCUUAUACUAUGCACCAGGUUUUAUGGAGUUUCAUGAAUGCAAAAAAAGAUCCCAGUGGAAAUCCACAGGAUUGGAAGUUCUCGAGGGUGCGGGUGCUGGUGGUCGAUGAGGGGAGCCUGGUGUCAGUUCAGAUCCUUCACUCCAUUCUCAGCAUGCUUACCAAACAUGCAGAACUCCAGAAGUUCAUCAUUUUGGGAGAUGUGAGGCAGCUGCCGAGCAUUGAGCCUGGAAACACACUGUACGAUCUGUUUGAAGGCCUCAAGGAUGUCCGUUGGGCCAUUGAGAUGAAGACCAACCAUCGUGCCGAGUCUGAGCUCAUUGUCAGAAACGCUGGACUCAUUUCAGACAUGGGUAAAAAAAGGCGUUACAGCCCUCUGGAGUUUGAUGCCACCAUAAAAAUGACGAGACCUUCCACAGUGCCAUCUGACAGAAGGUUCAUUUUUGUCGAAAUCAGUGGGGAAAAUGAUAAUUUUGACCUCCAGGACGCCAUUAUAUUCUUACUCAAGGAAGGUCCUGGACUGAAAGAUGAUAAAUUGUCUCAAUUUGUGGCUUUCAGGAGGAAAGACUGUGAGUUGGUAAAUGAGCUUUGCUGCAAGCAUUAUUCUCAGCAUAUUACAAAGACUCCCAAAAAGACAUGGAACUUUCAAAGAAGGGAUAAAGUUUGCUGCACUAAGAAUGGCUAUGUCUCGGACCAUGAGGAGAAGAGAGGAGUGACUUCCUGUGAUACUGUCAGAGCUUCACAUGAUAGUGCCAGAUCUUCCCAUGAUAAUGCCGUAAACCAGACACAAAAUGAACAGACGAAAGAGAAGAAGGAGCGACUGUGCAAUGGGGAAAUUUUCUUCAUUAAAGAUGAUGUGACUAAGGAUGAGGAGAAUAAUAAGGAAGGAAGAUGUAAAAAAAUAAGGCGCUACCUGACACUAGAUGAUGAAAAUGGGCGCGUGGUGACUUGUAACUACAGGGAGCUACAGAGAGAGUGUAAACUGCGCCAUGCUUGGGCAAGAACCAUUCACACCUUUCAGGGCUCAGAGGCUGAAACUAUUGUGUACGUUCUUGGAGACAGCAUUGCUCAAAACUGGCAGCAUGUAUACACUGCAGUGACACGCGGUCAGAAGCGUGUGUAUGUAGUGGGUACAGAGCGUGACCUAGAAGGAGCCAUCAGGAAAAGAAUCACCCCACGUAACACACAAUUGUGCAGGUUUGCUAAGAAAAGCGUUGGACAAAAAGAUCCUGAAGACUCUUUGACUCAGUCUGCCUGCAGUCAGAAUCAAGUGGCGACCCCUGUGAACCACAGUUUUGGGCCAUCACAGUCCACACCAGUGGCCCCACAUUGCUCCAGCCGCCCCGAGCCAUUCUCCAGCACAAAACCUUCAUGCGUACGACACCUUUACAAGGAAGAAAAUGGACAAAGCCAUCAAACGUCCAAUAUCUCUUUACAAGAUGACAUGGCAUUCAGUCAAACCUACUCUUGGUCGCCCAUGGAUGGUUGUGAUGAGCCAACCACGGUGCAGAAUGAACAUGUGUCCGAAUUAUCCAAUCAUGUUGAAGAUGCAACAUUGUUAUGGGCGAUCAGCUCUUCCCCAAAUGAAAGCAGCAGGGGCUCUAAGCGGAUGAUUCCCGUGGACACCUGCAGUACGCCGACUAAACUACCAAAGAAAACCACUUCAGAAGAGUCUCCGUUCAGCUCAAAGCUGAAUCUUCUGUCUAUUACAAGUCCCAGCUCCAAAUCCCACGGCAGGCAGCUGUUCCGAGACGAUUCAUAUCCUCCCAGAGAAUAGCCGAAGAGUGGUCAUUAUCACACCCAACAUGCCAAAGCUGGAAAGAACUAAAUCAGUAAACAUGUGCAAGUUAUUUGGCUUUUCAGAGGAUGUGGAUAAACCUGAAUUCACCCAGAAUGACAAAAUCUCGUAAUACAAUAUUAUGGCUCUGAGUUCUAUCUGCUUCUUUUGAAAAGUAUAAUUCUUAAAUUAUAUUUAAGUAACAACUGGGUAAAAGAAGAGAAAAGAAAUCUGAAACUAAAGUGCAAUUUUGCUAUAUUUAUCCAAGAAAAUGUUAAAUGUAGACCAGAUUUGUAAUUGAAGUCCGUAACUCAUCCUUGUUUAUUACCAUAUCAUUUUAAAAUCACUUUUAUGUUUUUAUCUUUCCUGGCAAACUUGUUAAGGUACAAACAUGUUAUGCAGGUCAAUUUUUUUAAAUUUCCACAGCGUUUAUAUAAUAUGAAUCACAGCUUUUGUGUCUAUCAGGGCUGAAGCAAUUGUUUGACUUUAGGCUUUAUAUGAACAAUUCAGGAUACCUUAAUCACUGUUAAGGCUCAAAAAUCCCUUUGAGGUUUUAUUGGGUAUUGUAAUGGUUAUUUCACUUUUUAUUUAAAGCCUGAAGCAUGUGACGGGUUUAUCUCCAAAGCUCAGUAUGAUGGUUGUCUAACAUCAGAUCUUGAUCUAAUAAACCAGACUGAAGCAGC
This is a messenger RNA of Megalobrama amblycephala (Wuchang bream), 4387 nucleotides long. It is a transcript of the gene helb, whose product is annotated as helicase (DNA) B. NCBI's taxonomy places the organism in Eukaryota, Metazoa, Chordata, Actinopteri, Cypriniformes, Xenocyprididae. Bases 108 to 3704 code for a protein of 1198 amino acids. The transcript has 13 exons. The record is from RefSeq and is a predicted model, not a curated record.